GCUUGCGGCAGCACACGUGGGAAAACCACGUUGUAUCAUUAGAACCCAAAUGGCUUCGUGCAGCAUAGAAGAUGUGCUCGCUAAAGCCGAGAGAGACGAGGCUGAAAAGCUAAAAGGUAUUACAGUAAACAAAGAGUUAGAUCUCGAGUUUGACCCGGGUAAUUUGCUUGCGUUUGAUAAAAACCGGCUAGACACUCGGGAAUUUAAAGACAACAAGCGGGAAGACUUUCUGCGCUCGUUAGCGAGAGAUAACACUCAACUCCUCAUCAACGAGAUGUGGAAACUUCCGACAGAAAGAGUUGAAGAAAUCAUCGUAGCCAAGCUGCCAGAUCCAACCACUCCGUUCCCCCGGGAAAAGCCUGCACCAAAACCAAAGCCCCCUACAAAGUGGGAACAGUUUGCCAAACUGAAAGGCAUUCAGAAGAAAAAGAAGACCAACUUAGUCUGGGAUGAUGUUCAUAAGGAAUGGAGGAGGCGAUGGGGAUACAAACGUGCCAAAGAUGACACCAAGGAAUGGCUGAUAGAGGUCCCAGAGAAUGCAGAUCCCAGUGAGGACCAGUUUGCUAAAAGGAAUAAAGCCAAGAAGGAGCGAGUGGCCAAGAAUGAGUACAACAGACUCAAGAACAUCGCCAGAGCUCAGAAGAUCAAGGUGCCAGGCAUGGGACUAGCACCCACCCCUCGGCAGUCCAAAGCAGAGCUGGCACAAGCCGUCAAUGUCGCCAAGAUCUCCACGGCCUCUGUUGGUAAAUUCCAGGAUAACCUGCCCAAGGAGAAAACGCCUAAAAACACUGGGAAAAGGAGAAAAUUCCAGCCUCUUAUUGGUGACUUUGGUAGUGAGAAACAAAAACAGCUGGAGUUACUGAAAGUGAUGGACAGUAAGAAGCCACGUCUUGACAUCACCAAAGCUGUGAAUAAGCAAAUGAGGGAAGAGGAUAGGGAAUCGGCACAUAAGAGGAAGCAAGGCUUUGGAAAGAAGGGACGGAGGGGAAACAUGUCUGGUAAAGGAAAAGGAAAGGCUGGUGGAAAGGGAAAGGCUCCCAAAGGCAAAGGACAGAAACCUCACAUGAAGCAAGGAAAGCGCUAAAAUCUACAG
Molecule: messenger RNA, 1093 nt
Organism: Cyprinus carpio (common carp)
Lineage: Eukaryota; Metazoa; Chordata; Actinopteri; Cypriniformes; Cyprinidae
Product: ribosome biogenesis regulatory protein homolog
Biological process (GO): ribosomal large subunit biogenesis; ribosome biogenesis; endonucleolytic cleavage in ITS1 to separate SSU-rRNA from 5.8S rRNA and LSU-rRNA from tricistronic rRNA transcript (SSU-rRNA, 5.8S rRNA, LSU-rRNA)
Cellular component (GO): preribosome, large subunit precursor; nucleus; nucleolus
Molecular function (GO): protein binding
Source: RefSeq, a predicted model, not a curated record